AUGAAGAAAAGUAGAGGGCAAAAACCAGGCAUCGUAGAAGAAGAGAGAAAAAUGGGUUUGAAUUCAUCACAUAUUGAAUGUUUAGUAUUAAUUGCCAUUUUACUUUGCAUUACUAAAUGCUAUGCCCAAAAUGUGUUCAAUAUCAUGCAAUUUGGUGCAAGUAAUGAUGGACGAACGGAUAGCACUCAGGCAUUAAGUAAGGCAUGGAGGCAAGCUUGUUGGCGUGAUGGAGGUGGUGUAGUUUUAGUACCAGAUGGGAGGUUUCUAAUUUUUUCCUUGGUGCUUAAAGGUCCAUGCAAAGGAUCCAUUGGUCUACGGAUUAAUGGCCAAUUGUUGGCUCCUAUCGAUCCAAAUUUCGCCAUUGCCCAAAUCUGGUUGAGUAUCUAUGAAGUCGACAACUUAUUUGUCGACGGGUAUGGCAGCUUCGACGGUCGCGGUUUUUUAGCUUGGUCUAUCAAAACCUUUAACCGUCCAAUUUCUAUGAAACUCACUAAAAUCAACCAUGCGAGAAUUACGGGUAUAACAUCGUACAAUAGCAAAUUCUUCCAUUUUGGUGUGCAUGGAUGUAGUGAUGUCACAUUUGAUCACAUUAGAGUAAUGGCUCCAAGAGAUAGCCCCAACACAGAUGGAAUCCACAUUUCCAAGUCAAGUGGUAUCAACAUUGUGCAUUCAAGAUUCGACACUGGAGACGAUUGUAUCUCUUUGGGCCCUGGAAGUAGAUUCAUCAACAUAACAAACAUCCAUUGUGGUCCAGGUCACGGAAUCAGCAUCGGCAGCCUUGGAAAAUACCCAAAUGAGGAAGAUGUCUCUGACGUUUUAGUAAGAGACUCCACAUUUGUUGGUACAGACAACGGUGUGAGGAUCAAAACAUGGUCGUCUUCACAUCCUAGUUUUGUUACCAAGAUUGUUUUUCUCAAUCUCGAAAUGAAGGACGUAAGAAACCCUAUGAUCAUUGAUCAAAAAUAUUGCCUUGACUGCAGCAGAGAUAAAAUGAGUACUUCAAGAGUGCAGAUUCGAGACGUGAGAUAUGAAGGCAUUAAGUACCCAUGGAGCCACGCUUGUGCAUGUGAUGGAGGUGGUGUGGUUUUAGUACCAGACAGGAGUUUUCUGAUUCUUCCGUUGGUGCUUAAAGGUCCAUGCAAAGGAUCCAUUGGUCUGCGGAUUAAUGGCGAAUUGUUGGCUCCUAUCGACCAAUAUUUCGCCACUGGCCAAACUUGGCUGAGUAUCUAUGAAGUUGAAAACUUUUUUGUCGACGCUUAUGGCAGCUUGAACGCCCGCGGUUCUUCAGCUUGGCCUUUCAAAACUUCUAACCGUCCAAUUGCAAUGUGCAUAGAUGUCAAUAAUGUCACGUUUGAUGACAUUAGAGCAAUGGCUCCAGAAGAUAGCCCCAACACAACACAGAUGGAAUCCACAUUUCCAAGUCAAGUGGUAUCAACUUUAUGCAGUCAAGAUUCGACACUGGAGACUUGUAUCUCUUUGGACCCUGGAAGUAGAUUCAUCAACAUAACAAACAUCCAUCGUGAUCCAGACCACGGAAUUAGCAUCGGUAGUCUUGGAAAAUACCCAAAUGAAGAAAAUGUCUUUAAAGUCAUAGUAAGAGACUCCCAUUUGUUGGCACAGACAAUGGAGUGA
Molecule: messenger RNA, 1632 nt
Organism: Cucurbita maxima (winter squash)
Lineage: Eukaryota; Viridiplantae; Streptophyta; Magnoliopsida; Cucurbitales; Cucurbitaceae
Product: exopolygalacturonase-like
Exons: 6
Coding region: 1-1632 (543 amino acids)
Biological process (GO): carbohydrate metabolic process
Molecular function (GO): polygalacturonase activity
Source: RefSeq, a predicted model, not a curated record